AUGGAUAUGGACCACGCGACGACAACAGCCAUGGCGAUGGCAGCAUCUACCACGGCGGCCUCAGGAGACAUGUCCAGCGGCAGCAUGUCCAUGUCCAUGGCCGACAUGGCCAUGACCUUCUUCGAGGCGGUCCGGACGCCGCUCUACUCGGACGCCUGGACGCCGGGCAACGAGGGGCAGUACGCCGGCACCUGCGUCUUCCUGAUCGUCCUCGCCGCGAUCCUGCGUCUGCUCCUCGCCGUCAAACCGGUGCUCGAAGAUCGCUUCUGGAGGAACCUCGCCACGUUCGACGCCGCCGCCAAAGACGUCGAGGACGCGCACUCCACCGACGGCGUUGAGCCCGGAAAGGCGGCCGGGGUGCUACGGAGAGACAUCGCUGGACGAUGGAGGGGGUGGCGGGCCGGUGCUGCGGCGGCGAGGGCCACGUACGAGGUCAUCGUCGGAGGGAUCGGGUAUCUGCUCAUGCUCGCCGUCAUGACCAUGAACCUCGGGUACUUCCUGUCAGUUCUCGGAGGCAUAUGGCUGGGGACAUUUUUCAUCGGCGGCCUGGCCAGCAACAGCCCGACGAUUCACUGUUAG
Messenger RNA from Colletotrichum higginsianum IMI 349063, 579 nucleotides. RefSeq names its product Low affinity copper transporter. Gene Ontology annotation, molecular function: copper ion transmembrane transporter activity. The transcript is spliced from 2 exons. The record is from RefSeq and is a predicted model, not a curated record. Gene Ontology annotation, cellular component: plasma membrane. Gene Ontology annotation, biological process: intracellular copper ion homeostasis; copper ion transmembrane transport. Lineage: Eukaryota; Fungi; Ascomycota; Sordariomycetes; Glomerellales; Glomerellaceae. The coding region runs from base 1 to 579 and encodes 192 amino acids.